CUAUAAAAACAUUUACUUCUCAUCAGGACAUCACACCGAUUUCAACCGACAACAAUGAAGACCUUCCUUCUCCUGACCCUGCUUGCCCUAGUGGCCUGCAGCUAUGCUGCUCCAACCUCCAACCUUGCUGCUGUGGAUGCUCUCCUCAACAACCUGAAUGAUGCUCAACUAGAGAGCCUUCUCAAUGUGCAAGCUCAAGAUGUCGAUGAUGAUGACCGUAUUGCACAAAUCGAAGCUAUGCUACAAGAUGCAAAAUUUCAAUCAUGGUUCAGAGAUGCCAUCAGUAAAGUGAAAGACAUUGGCAAGAAGGCUUACAGUGGAAUUAAGACAGUUGCAGAGAAUCCAAUGGUUAGGGAAAUCGGAAAGCAGCUCCUAAGCACAUACCUGCCCGCUGAUGCUCAAAAUGACGAUGACAACAAUGUUGCUGCACUCAUGGCAAUGAUACAAGACAACGAUGAUGAAAGCAUUGCUGAAAUCGAAGCACUGCUACAAGAUGCAAGAUUUCAAUCAUGGUUCAAAGAUGCCAUCAGUAAAGUGAAAGACAUUGGCAAGAAGGCUUACAGUGGAAUUAAGACAGUUGCAAAGAAUCCAAUGGUUAGGGAAAUCGGAAAGCAGCUCCUAAGCACAUACCUGCCCGUUGAUGCUCAAAAUGACGAUGACAACAAUGUUGCUGCGCUCAUGGCAAUGAUGCAAGACAACGAUGAUGAUGAAAGCAUUGCUGAAAUCGAAGCUAUGCUACAAGAUGCAAGAUUUCAAUCAUGGUUCACAGAUGCCAUCAGUAAAGUGAAAGACAUUGGCAAGAAGGCUUACAGUGGAAUUAAGACAGUUGCAAAGAAUCCAAUGGUUAGGGAAAUCGGAAAGCAGCUCCUAAGCACAUACCUGCCCGCUGAUGCUCAAAAUGACGAUGACAACGAUGUUGCUGCACUCAUGGCAAUGAUGCAAGACAACAAUGAUGAUGAAAGCAUUGCUGAAAUCGAAGCUAUGCUACAAGAUGCAAGAUUUCAAUCAUGGUUCACAGAUGCCAUCAGUAAAGUGAAAGACAUUGGCAAGAAGGCUUACAGUGGAAUUAAGACAGUUGCAAACAAUCCAAUGGUUAGGGAAAUCGGAAAGCAGCUCCUAAGCACAUACCUGCCCGCUGAUGCUCAAAAUGACGAUGACAACGAUGUUGCUGCACUCAUGGCAAUGAUGCAAGACAACAAUGAUGAUGAAAGCAUUGCUGAAAUCGAAGCUAUGCUACAAGAUGCGAGAUUUCAAUCAUGGUUCAAAGAUGCUAUCAGUAAAGUUAAAGACAUUGGCAAGAAGGCUUACAGUGGAAUUAAGACAGUUGCAGAGAAUCCAAUGGUUAGGGAAAUCGGAAAGCAGCUCCUAAGCACAUACUUGCCCGCUGAUGCUCAAAAUGACGAUGACAACAAUGUUGCUGCACUCAUGGCAAUGAUGCAAGACAACGAUGAUGAUGAAAGCAUUGCUGAAAUCGAAGCUAUGCUACAAGAUGCAAGAUUUCAGUCAUGGUUCACAGAUGCCAUCAGUAAAGUGAAGGACAUUGGCAAGAAGGCAUACAGUGGAAUUAAGACAGUUGCAAAGAAUCCAAUGGUUAGGGAAAUCGGAAAGCAGCUCCUAAGCACAUACCUGCCCGCUGAUGUUCAAAAUGACGAUGACAACGAUGUUGCUGCACUCAUGGCAAUGAUGCAAGACAACGAUGAUGAUGAAAGCAUUGCUGAAAUCGAAGCUAUGCUACAAGAUGUGAGGUUUCAAUCAUGGUUCAAAGAUGCUAUCAGUAAAGUGAAAGACAUUGGCAAGAAGGCUUAUAGUGGAAUUAAGACAGUUGCAGAGAAUCCAAUGGUUAGGGAAAUCGGAAAGCAGCUCCUAAGCACAUACUUGCCCGCCGAUGCUCAAAAUGACGAUGACAACGAUGUUGCUGCACUCAUGGCAAUGAUGCAAAACAACGAUGAUGAAAGCAUUGCUGAAAUCGAAGCUAUGCUACAAGAUGCGAGAUUUCAAUCAUGGUUCAAAGAUGCUAUCAGUAAAGUUAAAGACAUUGGCAAGAAGGUUUACAGUGGAAUUAAGACAGUUGCAGAGAAUCCAAUGGUUAGGGAAAUUGGAAAGCAGCUCCUAAGCACAUACCUGCCCGCCGAUGCUCAAGAGGAUGAUAGUAUUGAACUCGAAAAAAUUCUCCAAGAAGCACUUAAGAAGCACAAUAAUAUUGAUUAAUGGUUGCUGUAUUAAAGAUUGUGGACAAACAAUAAUUAUACCGACACGUAGUUUAUAAUUAUGCAUGCAUGUUUGAUUGUAUAAUGAUUGUAUCUUGAUGGAAUUUAUUUUUGCUCAUG
Molecule: messenger RNA, 2327 nt
Organism: Halichondria panicea
Lineage: Eukaryota; Metazoa; Porifera; Demospongiae; Suberitida; Halichondriidae
Exons: 1
Coding region: 55-2208 (717 amino acids)
Source: RefSeq, a predicted model, not a curated record